Larimichthys crocea (large yellow croaker) is the source of this 5576-nucleotide messenger RNA. It is a transcript of the gene sh3tc1, whose product is annotated as SH3 domain and tetratricopeptide repeats 1. The record is from RefSeq and is a predicted model, not a curated record. The transcript is spliced from 19 exons. Gene Ontology annotation, molecular function: protein binding. Lineage: Eukaryota; Metazoa; Chordata; Actinopteri; Sciaenidae. Bases 127 to 4026 code for a protein of 1299 amino acids.
GCCGGAUAUUUGGUUUUAGCUUAAGACUUGUGACUCUUGUACUAUGAACAGCGCAGAAACAGCCACAUGCUGUGGGUGUGUUGACAGAUCAUCGGGGACCGGGCGUACUGUACGGUUGUAUUGGUCAUGUCAGCCAUGAGGAAGAUGUCCACAGACGGCCAGCAGCACCGGGAGAUGGCGGAGAAAUCAAGCCGGCACAGCAGAAUUGUGCGUGGUUUCUCCAGAGAUGCUGCAAGUCUGAAGGGAUCUCUGCAAACAUGUGAGGAAAAUUUCCCAACAGCUCUACCCAUGCUGUUAGAUGUGGUCAGGGGUCCUGAGCGUCUUCCUGCAGACGAGGAGUCACAGGAAAUGCUGAGAGGAAAACUGCGCAUUCUGCAAGCCCACAGCACUGAGGUCAACGCUCUAUUCAUGGAAUUGUCCACUCAUCUGAUCUCCAUCAAUAGUGAAGAAAAAGUUAUUUUUGUGACAUUCAAAUCAUUUGAGGAAAUAUGGAAGUUCACCACUUAUUACACAAUAGGUUUUCUGGGUCAGUGUAUGGAGAAUCUGCUGUUUGACCAGAAGUUUUGGCUCAGUUCUUUGGGUGAAGACAUUGCUAUUGAGGUUUCCAUUCAAGAGGACACUCUUAACCUUAUCUACAAAGGCAUCCUCAUGCAGGAAGGUUCAUUGUUUGCUAGUUGUAGUACAAACCAGAUGUUUGACAGCUCCACCUCUGGAGGUGAUCUGUACCUGGAGCAGGGAGAUAUAGCCCAUUUUGAGCCUCCCUUCCUGGGCUCAGGGUGGACUGUCCUCUGCCUGGCUGAUGGAGCCCGAGGCACUGCACCUAAACCUACUCUCGAGCCGGUCAUCCCUUUUCAUCAAUGGUUUCUUAAAUCUGGUGCAGAGAGCAUUUUAGUUGGUGAUGGGAAACCUGCCUGUGACUUUCCUCUGCAGUUUGCCAGAGGAACCUGUCUGGCCACAAUGGCAUAUGAUGCUGAGGGACCGGAUGAGUUGAGCGUGGCACCAGCUGACCGUAUUAUCAUUGUGGGACUUCUGGUGUCUUGUCUUGAUUGGUUCACAGGGAGGAAAGAGUCGACAGGAGAAGUAGGCCUGGUUAAGACAAGCAUGGUAAAACCGUCCACUGACACUUACAGCUUGGAAGAUAUUUUUUUGGAUGGAAAGGAAAGGACACUCUUCAAUCUGCGAGAGGACAAAGUCAUUGAGGAAACAAUUGCCUUAUUGAAGAAGAACUCUCAAAAUGAUACUGGUCAUAACUACAAACUGGAUACAGUCAGUUAUGAAGAGACAUCAUUCAGCUCUUCCAAAAAAGUUGAUAUUCAGCAGUCUGACCUGAAGAGAGGCAUUCAGAGGAUUCUUGAUCAAAGAAAAGACUCACAUUUAGAUUCUGUUGUGACCAUGAAUGUGACACAGGACUCAGGACUGGCUACAGAAGCCAAAAACCCAAGCCCUCCCUGUUUCACAGUUUAUCCAGUUGUAGAAGGAAACAGCAACACUGAGAACUUCAUUCCCCUCUUUGGUUUUUUGGAGGGACAAAGCUACAAAGAAGAGUUUGGUGUACUGUAUGGACUGAGUUCUGAAGUUCUUGCCUCCUCCACCUUCACUGGUCAUGCUGAUGAGGGUGAGCUGAUUGCCUUCCUGGGUGUUGCUAGGGAAACAGCCAGGAAGAAGCGACUCCACUGGUCACAGAGUCGAUUGUGCUUUCUUUUGGGUAAGCUCUGUGCUGGGAGGUCAAAAUUCAGCCAGGCACGGGUUUACUUCGAGGAAGCCCUCAGUGUGCCACAAGAAUGUUUCACAGACCUCAGGCUGUUGGCCAGCAUCUACUCCAACCUGGCUGCCAUAUAUCUUUUACAGAAGAAUACUGAGAAUUUCUUUGCUAUGACAGAGCGAUUUGUUGCCUUGCUAUUAGGACUCCCAGAAUGCAUUGACAGCUUAAAGGAUAACUCUGCUCUUAAAUACAUCCUUAAGAAAGCUAUUCUCUCUCACAACAAAAUGGCAGAGGCCCAGGCUUGUCACCUAUUGGCAAAGCACCACUUGACUCAUGCUGAGGGGGUUCAAGCUGUUCCUUAUCUUGAGAGACUGCUUGUUCUUUGUGCAGAAGCUCAAAGAACAUGGACCAUCUCACGAGGUCAUGGAUACCUGACCUUGGGUGGGCUCUACAGUGAACUGCAACUUCCCCACCUCAGUAUCAGUUCAGCCAGGAAAGCUUCUCUGCAACCCUCUACUACACUAUCUGUCUGCCUUAGCAGCAUGGCUUUAGUUUUGGACAGUGUCAAGAGACUGUAUGGGAUUACAGAACAAUUCUCCAUCCCACCUCAAGUGGCUCCAUAUUUACACCAAGCCCUCUUUUUAACCAAAGUCCAAAAAGAACACAACCAAUACCAUGCCCUGAGCCAUCACCUUACUCUUUGUCUCUGCCAACUUUUUUGCAAGCACAGAAUGGUUGGACAUGCUAUUUGCCAUAUGGAUACUCUGAUCAACAAAAAUCAACCUCAGCAGCGACUCCUCAUUUCUGUCCCAGAACAAAACAGUGCCCUCAUUUGGCUGGCAUGGCUUCACAUUGACAACAGUCAGCCAGAUGUUGCCUUGGGUAUCCUGGAUUUGAUCCUAGCUUCCAUGCCAGAACACUGCACUACCCCUCAGGAAGGCGUCAUCCACAAUAUGCGUGGUGUGGCACUUCGACGCAUGGGUGACCUCCGGAGGGCAGCAGAGAGCUACCAGGCUGCUGUUGACAUCUGUCAAGAGUACGAGGACAUGCCAAAUUGGGCUGUAGCUCAGGCCAACCAAGGGCUGUUAUGUCUGAAGGCUGGAGCUAAAGGGUUAGCACAGAGACACUUGACUGAGGCUGUGCAGCUUUUCUCUGAGAUGGAUGAAGAAGGUCAUAAAGCUAACUUCAUCACAGUGCUGCUAGAGCUGGGACACCACUAUAUUAAGCAGAACCAGCUGGACUAUGGGAAAGGUUGCUAUGAAUGGGCUUUGCUACUGGCUAUGAAUGCCAAUUUGUUAGACUGCCAGCUUACUGCAACCAGACACCUGUGCCAUCUGUAUGGGUGUGAGAGUCAAGACCAAGCCCGGUGUAUCAUCUACAGCCAGCACCAGGUCCUGCUACUUAAAUGCAUAGGAGACAGAGGACAGGAAGGAGAGGCACUAGAAGCCCUCAGCCAGCUCUACCUCAGUCUAGGCACAGAGAGGGCAUACCGGGCAGCUCUCGACUACACCAAGAGCAGUUUGGGUAUUUUCAUCGACCUGGGCUGUAGACAGAAGGAGGCAUAUGGCUGGCUGCAGGCUGGGAAGAUCUACCACCUGCUCAACCAGACUGAACUGGUGGACCUUUAUGUUCAGGUAGCUCAGGAUGUCGCUCUGAGUACAGGAGACACCAACUUCAUCCUGAAUCUUUUAGAAGCUGCAGGAGACAUUUUCUUUAACAGCUGUCAGGAACGAGACAAGGCUAUCAUCUUCUACAGGGACCGUGCUCUGCCUAUUGCAGGGAAGAGCAACAGCAUUCGUUCCAGGCUGAGGUUGUGUAAUAAGUUGACUGAACUAAUGCUUAGUCUCAAGUUGUAUGGGGAAGCUGUGGAGUUUGCUCAGACUGCACUGGACAUCAGCAUCACCCUUGGUGAGCAUCUGAAUAAGCGAGUGGCUUACCACCGUCUGGCUUCUUUGUACCGCUGUCUGGACCAAUAUGAACUUGCUGAACACUAUUACUUGAAGACUCUGACACUGUGUCCAACACCUCUUCUGUUUGAUGAGGAAACAAUGUACUAUGUAAGGGUGUACCAGACACUGGGGGACAUCAUAUUCUAUGACCUGAAGGACCCAUUUGACGCCGCAGGCUACUACCACCUGGCUCUAGCUGCAGCCAUGGAUCUGGGCAACAAGAAGUCUCAGCUGCAGCUGUGCACCCGCCUCGCCACCAUCUACCACAACUUCCUAACAGACCGGGAACUCUCUCUCUUCUUUUACCAGAAGGCAAGAGGAUUUGCCGCUGAGCUGAACAUGAGGAGGAUUAAUAUCUCACUGAAUCAACAUUAAAGCAGUGCCUCCCAGUCCAAGAACACUGACCAAUAGGAAAAACAUUUUUGGAAGAAACUAAAGUUUUGCUAAGUAUACCAAAAAGGACAUGUUCAUGAGAAGUCUUAAAUUAAAAUUACAGCACAGAUUUAACUAUUCAAAUGGAAGAGUCUAUUUUUAACCUUACCUUAAUGUGUGCACAAGUGUCAAAGAUUCAGCUUUACUGUUCGCUGAGGUCUCUAUUAAUCUACAUGAAAUGAGUAAAUAAGAUAUAUAUACUGUAUAUAGUUUUUAGAGUUCACCAUAGGUUCUUCUACUUGCUUGAAAGAGGAGGCUGAGUGCAUGGGUAUUCAGUUGGAUGCAACGCUAUGUGAGGCAGUCAAUCCUACACUCUGGACCUGUAAUGUCCCUUAUGAUUUCUUCUUUUCAGUUUCUCUUUUUAAAAUGUUUGAAAAUAUGAAAAUAGUCCCUGUAUCCCAGUAUAUAAGUAAAAACAGACAAAAACCUUGUAUACCCAUGCUGCUUCCUGUGAACGUGAUUUCCAUUUAAUCUGUUUUACAGUUCACUGGUACUUCACUGGUGUUAACUUAAGUCUCUUAAUACUUCAGAGAUUAUAUUCAUAGAUUCUUUAGGAAUAAUCAUAUUGUAUUUGGUUCCUGUGCUGUACCAUGAGAUAAUGUCCAUGAAUAUCAUCCGUGAUACCCGGAUAAUUGGAGAUAGAUAGAUAGAUAGAUAGAUAGAUAGAUAGAUAGAUAGAUACUUUAUAUAUUAGGCAUAUUGGUUGGGUUCAGAAGCUCCUCAACAUGCUCUUUCGACAAUAUCCCCUCUUCGGGUCAUUAGUUCUCCACCUUGCCUGAACACAGUCUGAGCCAAGCCCAGCAAACAGAGAAUCAAUUUCAAAUUCAAAUUAAAUUUGAGUUCAACUGUGGGACCAGUUUGCCUUUGACCCGACCAGACAACACAGCAAGAACAUGGCAAAAAAGUGGAAAGGGACAAUUCUUCAGAGUUUGGGAUGUGGGUUUUCAACUCUUAAACAGAAGCAAAGAAGUAUUUAUAUAUAUAUAUUUGACUGAAUGUUGAAACAGGAAGUAGUUCUGCAAAAUCAUUGUCAUCAGUUUGAUGUUUUGACAUUAAACAAUUUAACAUUCAGGAUUAAUUAGUACAAGUUUUAUCAAGAGCACCAUUCACAAACCUUUGUUAUCAAAAUAAAGUAGUUAAUAAGAUUGAAGGGGGGUCCUGCUUUGCAAUUUACCAGAGAAAAAAUAUUUAGACAUUAGAUGAACUGAACAUUGUCUAAAACUGAAUUAAGACUGAUAGAUUCCAUUUGAAAGCAAAAGGUCACAGGAGUGUGUAACUUUGGUCCAACAAUACAAAUUUCUGAAUCUCUAGAAAAUGAAUUACAUCUAUUCUUUGUUUAAAUAAAUACAACUUUAGCCCCCAGUGCAUUACAGUAUUCACAUACCAGGCACACAAAGGAUAGGAAACAGCGUAUUGUAUACUUGUGGAAUCCUGUCGUGUACAUAUGAAGUGACAUGGUUUUGACAUAGACAUGAAAAUAAAAAGUAAGCAGU